AUACUUUUUCUUUUGUUCAAGGGGGGCGUGGGAAAGUCAACUGUAGCAGUCAAUUUAGCAUACGAACUCGCCCGGAUGGGUGGACGCGUCGGUCUUUUGGAUAUUGACAUAUACGGACCCUCUUUGCCUUUACUGAUACACCCUAAGGAUGUUACUGUGCGGCGAUCCCCAAAAGGUACCGGGAUGGUAUAUCCCAUUGAACACAAGGGGGUGAAAGCCUUGUCACUUGGCUUUGUGGCCAAAGACUCCGGCGUUCCCGGAAGCGGUCCGAACAAAAAUGGAGCCGCCAUCAUGAGAGGACCGCUCGCGGGCAAAGUAGUUUCCCAAUUAUUGAAAGGAACUGACUGGGGAGAUUUGGACGUCUUGGUCCUCGAUAUGCCUCCGGGAACCGGCGACGUUCAAAUCGGGGUUCUUCAGGAUCUGCAACUAAGUGGCGCUGUGGCGGUCACCACCCCAUCGAAGCUUGCCUUGUCGGACACUCAAAAAGGAAUCGAAAUGUUUACCUCCAUGGGUGUACCCACCCUUUCGGUCGUUGAAAAUAUGUCC
Messenger RNA from Phaeodactylum tricornutum CCAP 1055/1, 546 nucleotides. RefSeq lists its product with no specific name. The transcript is spliced from 2 exons. The annotation marks the transcript as partial. Gene Ontology annotation, molecular function: ATP-dependent FeS chaperone activity; ATP binding; 4 iron, 4 sulfur cluster binding. The record is from RefSeq and is a predicted model, not a curated record. Gene Ontology annotation, biological process: iron-sulfur cluster assembly. NCBI's taxonomy places the organism in Eukaryota, Bacillariophyta, Bacillariophyceae, Surirellales, Neidiaceae.